CUCUCUCCCACCGUUUGCCUCAAAUCUAACUCUCUCCUUCUCUCUCUCUGAAAACCCUAAACUUUCUGCAACAGUUUCAAUGGCAAACGCAGCAUCUGGGAUGGCUGUGCAUGAUGACUGUAAGUUGAAGUUUCUAGAUUUGAAGGCAAAACGGACUUACCGCUUCAUUGUUUACAAGAUUGAGGAGAAGCAAAAGCAGGUUGUGGUUGAAAAGGUUGGUGAACCAAGUCAGAGUUAUGAGGAUUUCUCUGCCUGCCUACCUGCUGAUGAAUGCCGAUAUGCUGUCUAUGACUUUGAUUAUGUGACUGAAGAGAACUGCCAGAAGAGCCGCAUUAUUUUCAUUGCUUGGUCCCCUGACAUAUCAAGGGUGAGAAGCAAGAUGAUAUACGCCAGUUCGAAGGACAGGUUCAAGAGAGAGUUGGAUGGCAUACAGGUUGAGUUGCAAGCUACUGAUCCGACGGAGAUGGGGCUUGAUGUGAUUAGAAGCCGCGCUAAUUAAAGCUCAAGCAUUGGUAAUUCAAUUGGGAGGCUCCUUUAUACUAUCUGGUCUCUAUGUGACAUGUUUAUAGCUUAUGGAGAUGAAUUUGUCUUUACUAUUGUAUUCGGUUGGUGACAUGAUAUGUGGAUAAUUGGUACCUCAUUCGGUGUGAAAUACAAACUUAUGGUCGAUUUCCCCAAUA
Messenger RNA from Argentina anserina (silverweed cinquefoil), 680 nucleotides. Its product is annotated as actin-depolymerizing factor 1. Gene Ontology annotation, cellular component: cytoplasm; actin cytoskeleton. The coding region runs from base 80 to 499 and encodes 139 amino acids. Gene Ontology annotation, biological process: actin filament depolymerization. The record is from RefSeq and is a predicted model, not a curated record. NCBI's taxonomy places the organism in Eukaryota, Viridiplantae, Streptophyta, Magnoliopsida, Rosales, Rosaceae. Gene Ontology annotation, molecular function: actin filament binding. The transcript has 3 exons.